AUGGAAAACGUGGGCCGCCCCGUCCAAUAUCGUUCCCGGCGACGCAAACCAGGACCCGGCCGCAGCUCAGCCCGUCGAGUCCCGGGGCCCCGUCCACUAACGGCCCUUUUCCGACGGGCACACAUACCGCCACCACGCGUCCACCACGGACUUGAACGCCGGGCUCUCGGCCUCCGGCCCGACCGCCGCUUCCCCCCAGAAGUAAGGGUGCACAAGCAAGAUCCCGGCGAUUUCCAUGCCCGGGCCCUCCGGCCCGGCUCGCAUCGCCAUGUGGUGGCAGAUGUUGGCCCCGGCGCUGUCACCGGCGAGGAAGACCCGGCCCAGGUCGGCCGAGUCCCGGAUCCAGUCGUCGGCCCGGAUCGCGACCCACCGGAGGGCGGCCCAGGAGUCGUCGUAGGCCGCCGGGAGGGGGGACUCCGGGGCGCGGCGGUAGUCGACGGAGACGAGGAGGACGCGGGCCUCCCGGACGAAGGCGUUGAGCAUGUGGUGGUAGACGGGGUCGGCGGCGGAGGAGAUGCAGAAGGCGCCGCCGUGGAAGUAGACGACGAGGGGGAGGCGGCCGGGGAGGGGGCCGGCGGGGCGGUAGAGGCGGGCCCAGACGCCGGAAUCCGGCGAGAGGACGACGUCCUUGGAGGAGACGCCGGUGGCGGGGUCGGGGUCUGCCGGAGGAGUAGUCUCGGUGCCGAGGAGGCGCUGGACGGUGCCGUCGUCGUAAGCGCGCAGCUGGUCCAUUCAGUUGUUGGGUUGUCCUAA
This is a messenger RNA of Striga asiatica, 753 nucleotides long. Lineage: Eukaryota; Viridiplantae; Streptophyta; Magnoliopsida; Lamiales; Orobanchaceae. The record is from the annotation of a GenBank genome assembly.